Molecule: messenger RNA, 2501 nt
Organism: Nicrophorus vespilloides
Lineage: Eukaryota; Metazoa; Arthropoda; Insecta; Coleoptera; Silphidae
Gene: bel
Product: ATP-dependent RNA helicase bel
Exons: 5
Coding region: 209-2311 (700 amino acids)
Biological process (GO): cell differentiation; gamete generation
Cellular component (GO): P granule; nucleus
Molecular function (GO): RNA binding; RNA helicase activity; ATP binding
Source: RefSeq, a predicted model, not a curated record
UUUGCGCAGGCGCUUUUUGAACAUAGCGCGAGGACAGAGUGAAUAAAGUGGUGUGAGUGAGGAGGAAGGAGACCGUAAUUCCAAACGCCUUUUGUGAUUUUGCCAAAGACGCUUUGGAUACCAUUUAGGAUAAAUAUAUAUUACUAAAAGAGAAAUUUCAAACGCUAAGUAACACGAAGUUCUAAUCAACGUACUGAUUUGUAGUAAUAUGAGUAAUGCACCCAACCACAAUGGAUCAGGUCUAGAGCAGCAGUUUGCUGGUCUGGACUUGCAGGGCCGCAACAGCGGCGGCGGCAGAUAUAUUCCACCCCAUUUACGUAAUAAGCCAAACCAAUCCAGCACUCCUGAUAGUAGAGAGCGCGGAGAAUCUCGCGGUGGUGGCAGCAGUCGCGGUGGUAGCAAUUACGGUCGCGAAAACUUUAGUCGUGGGGGUGAAAGUCGUGGUGGUGAGAGCCGCGGUAACACUCGCGAGAGAAACGAGCGUUAUGGGGAUUUCUCUAGCUUUAAUACAAGAACUAGACGCGACAAUUUCCAAAAUGGUGAUGGCAGUGAUAGGGAGAAUUUUGCCCGCGGGGGAUCUCGCUAUUCAGACAGAGAGCAGCGGGAACUUCCUCGCAAUGAUCGCUGGCAGGAGCCUGAGAAAUCAUCCCGUUGGAACGACGAUCGUGGCGAAAGUCGCGGUAAUAGUAGGUGGAACGAUAGCAGAGAUGGUGGACGCAGUAAUGCAGAUUGGACCGUUCCAUUGCCUCGGGAUGAGCGAGUUGAACUUGAGCUCUUUGGUACCGGUAAUACAGGCAUCAACUUUAAUAAAUACGAAGACAUACCCGUCGAAGCGACUGGUGAAAAAGUGCCAACUCACAUUGCAUCUUUUGAGGAAGUACAGUUGACAGAAAUAAUUAGGCAAAACAUAGCUUCGGCACGUUAUGAUACUCCGACUCCUGUGCAGAAAUAUGCCAUACCGAUUAUUUUGGGACGCCGUGAUGUGAUGGCAUGCGCUCAGACUGGUUCUGGUAAAACGGCAGCUUUCCUUGUCCCUAUAUUGGAUCAGAUGUAUGAGCAGGGCCCUCCAGCUAAUAUGCAACGUAGUCAACGCAGGAAGCAAUUUCCACUUGGAUUAGUCCUUGCACCUACCAGAGAACUGGCUACUCAGAUAUAUGAUGAAAGCAAGAAGUUUGCCUACCGUUCGCGAGUAAGACCGUGUGUUGUUUACGGUGGAUCGAACAUUGUUGAGCAGAUGAAAGAAUUGGACCGGGGAUGUCAUUUAUUGGUAGCUACACCUGGUCGUUUAAUUGACAUGUUAGAACGCGGUAAGAUUGGACUAGAUCAUUGCCGUUUUCUUGUUUUGGAUGAGGCAGAUCGUAUGUUGGAUAUGGGUUUUGAGCCUCAAAUUCGAAGCAUCUUGGAAAAAGAUUCUAUGCCACGUACAGGUAUUCGUCAAACACUUAUGUUCUCGGCGACCUUUCCAUCUCCUAUUCAGAUGUUGGCGCGUGAUUUUCUUGAUAAUUAUAUUUUCUUGGCUGUCGGCCGCGUUGGUAGUACAUCUGAAAAUAUCACACAAAAAGUAGUUUGGGUGGAAGAGCACGAUAAGCGCUCUUUCUUACUCGACCUCUUGAAUACAGCAGAUUUUACACAACCAUCAUCUGAAAGUUUAACUUUGGUGUUUGUUGAAACCAAGAAGGGAGCAGAUUCCCUUGAAGAAUUUUUACACAUGGAUGGAUAUCCAGUAACUUCCAUUCAUGGUGACCGCACACAGCGCGAGCGAGAAGAUGCAUUGAAGGCGUUCAGAUCAGGAACUAAACCUAUUUUGGUUGCAACAGCUGUUGCUGCUAGAGGAUUGGAUAUUCCUCAUGUUAAGCAUGUAAUCAAUUUUGAUUUGCCAUCAGACGUAGAGGAAUACGUUCAUCGUAUUGGCCGUACAGGGCGUAUGGGUAACUUGGGCCUGGCAACAUCAUUCUUCAAUGAUCGCAAUCGUAAUCUAGCAACUUCUAUGUUGGAUCUUUUGGCGGAAGCCAAACAAGAGGUACCUAGUUGGUUAGAAAGUGUUGCAUCUGAUGGGCGCUCCGCCAGUUCUGGUCGUAGAGGAGGUAAAGGUCGUUUUGGUGGCGGAGGAUUUGGAGGUAGAGAUUUUCGUCAGCAAAGCGGUGGUAGCAGUGGUGGAAUGCAACGCACUCAACGAUCCGGUAGCAGUUACGGUGGUGGAAAUAAUGGAUAUGGCGGAAGCGGAGGCUACUACGGCAAUGAUAGAGGAGGCAAUUAUGGAGGAAACUAUGGCAGCAGUAAUAAUGCUCACGACACAUGGUGGGAGAAUUAAAUGUUUUCAAUAUCCACAACCAAUAGUAAGCGAGUUUAAAAUUAUCCCCUCCCAAUUUAUUUUCAAUUACAAUCCCCAUAUCUUAUACAAUUACCAAUUAAUUGAUAGGUGUACAUCCAGGGUUUUUUUUUAAUUUAAGAAACUGAUUCUUAUUUUUUUUUUAUUAAUAAACAAUCCCUUUUAUAUUUAG